CGUACAUUGGGCAACCACUCCUCCUCUACCUUCCUCCUCCCCCUCCUCCCCAUGACCCUGUGCACAGCAGCCAUAAUCAGACAUGACCGGUGAAGAUCAUCGAGGUGAACCCAGCCAGGGCGCUGCGACGUCCUCGACGCCUACCUCAUCGCUCCCAGCCUCCUCGCCUGAGCAGGUGCAGAUGCUCUCGCCCGCCUCGACUGUAAUCUUCAGUCCCGAUGCCCUUGCUGGUCGCUCAAACUCUGCUGCAUCUCCGCGAGGCAGGAGGGGGCGACCUCACCCGCAGUUCAGCCAGCUAGAUCGUCAAGAGUCCCAGCUCGUCGUCGGCAGUGGAGGCCCCGCCUUGCUGCCCUUUGUGGGAAAGAGGGGGGCCACGCUACCCAGUGCGCCUGCACGAGACUGGGAAGAUGGAGUUACCUCGGCAACGCUGCGGUCCUUUCCUCCCAAGGAGACAGUCAGGAGUCAUAGCAGGGAUGGCGGCCCGUCUCGAAGCAGAAGCAGGCCGGCGCGACGGUCUAUGGGGGAUGGAGAUGGAGUCAAUACGCCUGCUUCUGAGCCUGAAGGUCAUCGUCCGCCUGCCAGGAUCGACUCAAUGAGGGCCGCCUUUGCACGGAAUAGGAGACGUUCAGGCACUUACUCCCAGGACGUAUCGGGAGCAGGCACCCCCUCUGUACUUGCAGGAGAGGGUGCGACGACGCCCGCGGCCACAGGCAGCUCCACUCCUGGAAAGGGGCCCGCUAAGACGGCCAAAGCAUUGGCCUCGAGGCUGGCGCCGACUCGACUUGCGGAUUUGCACAUCUCCCGCCCUGGACUGUCCAUUCUCCCCACUGUGCAUUUCCCGGGGCAAGGCUCUGGCAAAGAGUCGGAAUUCCUCCAGGAGGCGCCCAUCUGGUCCCGCUUGCCUUGGAAGUGGCUCUACCUCGUCUACUUUGGCCUUUCGGUGGGGCUCAUCUUCCUGCCUUGGUUCGCAUUGACCUCUAUCCCACCACAAUGGCGAGCUAGGUCUACUUGGACGUGGAAGCGCUCAACAUUGGUUCGGCUCUUUCGUCACGGGACACGUCUUACCUUUCGCACCCAUACUUCCCUCUCGAGAGACACGAGCAAAGCAGUACCUCACUCCAAGACGCUGCGAUGUAAAUUCGUUUGGAUCGACGCAACUCCAGGGGAAGACAUUCGUGGUGAGCUCAAGCGCGCCAUGGACUCGCAGCAGAUUCCCUCCACGCGCACCUGUGGGUUCUGGUAUGGUGAACCCCUCAAAGAAGAAGAGACUAAGCAACAGUCUGCGGAACCAAUGCCUCGUGAUGAUGCAUCCCCAGCUUCGCAUUCUCUGUCCUCCUCAGGAGUUGGUAGGCGGGCUGGUGCUGAUGAGAAGGUCGUCUAUCACCUCCACGGAGGUGCCUACUGGAUCGGCACUGCUCACGAAGAUGAUGUGACGGCAGCGGUCAAUACCGAGGUGCUGCGCUACCUGGCUCAGCUCUACGAGAAUGGGGAGUCCAAGGCCACGCUUGCCAAUCGCUGUACCAGGUCACUCUCAUUGGACUACAGACUAUCAGUGCCAUGUCGUCCUGACAUUGGAAGCUAUCCUGCCGCAUUACUCGAUGCAGUAGCUGGCUACCUGUACCUCGUCAGAACCUGUGGCUUCAAGGAGAGCAAUAUCAUCGUUGCAGGUGAUUCUGCAGGUGGCAAUUUGGCACUGGCGCUAUGCCGGUAUCUGCAAGACGAAAAGGUGGCAGGAGUGCCUGGGAGCCUUCUGCUUCUCUCGCCUUGGGGAGAUAUCUCACGAUCUCAUGCUGGCCCUCUCACCUGCCCGAAUCUAUUUGCCACGACCUACACCAAUCGCGAUGCAGAUAUCAUCAGUACCUCGGUGGCGUUCCGCAACACGGCAGUAAGCGCUUUCAUGGGCAACUUGCCUGCCUCAGAAGCAUACCACAAUCCCUACCUGUCCUCCUGCUCCCUCCAGCUUGCUCACGAGCGAGGAGGAGACGGGCCCGAUUGGGGUUUCGAAGGGUUGCCUCGUCGGACUUACCUCGCUACCGGAUCGGCUGAGAUCUCGAAUGACCAGCAUCUGACCCUCGCCCACAGGAUGGCGGCGGGUAGUAAACGAAGAGUGCCCAUCUACACAGGAGAUCGACUGAGUGAAGGUGCCGACGUCUAUGAGAUGGCUGCGCGGUUACAGUACCCUCGACCAGACACCCAUCAGGUUACCCUUUGGCCAAGUGCGGUACCCACGCCCAACCCUCAGGAGUCUCAAGCCAACGAAAUUCAAGGGGCCUCCUCCCAAUUUGCAACCUUUGAAGCGGGUGGUGCUCUCGAGAAGCAGGAGAAGCAGAUCAAAUCCCCAUCCUCAACACCAGCGCCCGCAAAAGGCAGAAUCCUCCAUCCAGAGAAGGAAGACUCGCAGCAAGAGAACAGUACAGUGGCCGGUGUGCCGCAGGAUCCUACCUCGCCGGUCGCUAGCAACGAGAGAACUUCAUCUGCGAUGACGAGAAUUCCGGACGAUCAUUCUUCGCCCAAAGGGGAAAGCGCUGAAGCAGCCGACGGCGUCAAAACUGCUGACUUUGCUCCAACUUCGCCAGCACCACCCGCCCCUCCACGACGUCCUACCAACACCCGGCAAGGCACAUCCAGAAGGUCUACCCGCCGGCCCGGCGUCGUCCCUCUGUCGCUAGGAGCAGCCUUUGCCCGCGCACAGUCACAAUCGCACUUCCAUACACCCGCACAGACCCCCGGCGGGGUAGCGCCGGCUCUACCAGCCACGCCGCUAGCUGGUACCCCUUUCGAGUCGGGCUUCUACUUUGCCGGGGAUCACCAGCCGCCAGCAGCAUUGAGUGAAGAGCAGGGUUCGGGCCUUCGUAAUGGCUUUGUGAAUUCGGCUGGCAGUCCAGAGGAGCAAACCGAGGCGGAACAAGCAGCGCUUGCGCUCGAGAGUGAAAGCGAGGCAUCUGAUGCAGAGCAGGAGUACUUUGCCGUUGGAGGAGAAGACAGAACGGUUCAUCUUGAUGAGGUCAGAGAUGCCGUGCACGACUUUUUGCUAUUCCCUUGGCAUGAACCAGAAAGAGGACAAUGCUGGCGAAGAAUAGCAAAGUGGAUUGACGAGGCCUAGUGCUCGAGGGCCCGCAUUUGUAUUAUAAGAGAGGGGAUGCGUCGGCACUUCUAUUUUACACAAUUGAUACUUUUCCUGCUAAUUUAC
Microstroma glucosiphilum is the source of this 3190-nucleotide messenger RNA. RefSeq lists its product as hypothetical. Gene Ontology annotation, molecular function: hydrolase activity. Bases 83 to 3103 code for a protein of 1006 amino acids. The transcript is spliced from 3 exons. NCBI's taxonomy places the organism in Eukaryota, Fungi, Basidiomycota, Exobasidiomycetes, Microstromatales, Microstromataceae. The record is from RefSeq and is a predicted model, not a curated record.